UCUAUGUAAGCCAAUACCAGUCGAUUGGAAUAAUGUGGAUCAAAGGAAUUGUCAUCCUCUGUACUCUUGCGUUUUCACACGCUCUGAUCCCGCCAACCGAGGAACCUGAUGCGUUCACCUUACAGCCGCCCUAUCUUUACGAAGGAGGAGCCCGUUGCAGUGUGGACAUAGGCUGCCUGACGCUCACGAAUUCGUCAAGCGUUUCGGGCACGGAUGGCAUUGGUCAGUACGUUGGCAUCUUCAACACCCACAGUACUCCACUGGGUACCAGGAUGACCACCCUAGCGAAGGUCUAUGACGAUUUGGACGUCACGGUCUAUGAGACCAGCUUCCCGGACGGUCUUGAAGGUUGUUCCAUGGGUGACAGAAAUGGCGUGUGCACGGGCUACCCGGUGUUCAACCUCGUGAACGCCGCGUCCAACACUGUCUUCCGUUACGUCACGCCAGGGGAUAGCAUGACUGGCUGGAACCUCUACUCGCAGGGAAGUUUCUGGUCAUCAUACCGUCAGUUUCGGUCAGGGGAGAUGGGAGGCAUCGCAGGUUUCAUCAUCCCGGACUCGUACAGUGUUGUGAUGUCAGCACUCCAACAUCCUAUGGCCGUUAACAACUGGUUGGAUGUUAAUGGGACUUCGGCGUCUCUCCACUACGGGGUGCAAGGCCUUGCCGACUCGAUUCCCGCCGGCUACAGCAUAAGCGUCAUCGCUGUGACAGGCCGCAGAGAAAGUAGCACCAGCUUCGUCUCUACCGUCCUGAAGUGGGGGCAAAGUGUACAGAUGAAGAACGAUGUCGUCAAGAUACCUGACUACACCACCGAGUAUCUCGGUUACUGGACGGAUAAUGGUGCUUACUAUUACUAUAACAACGACCACUUCGAAGACUACGAAAAACUCAUAACAAGCCUUAACCAUUUCACAAUUACGCAACAAAUACCCAUCAGGUACAUCCAACUGGAUUCGUGGUGGUAUUACAAAGGUGUUGAUAAUGGCGUCAAGAACUGGACAGCGAGACCCGAUAUAUUUCCGCACGGCAUCGCGCCGGUACAUAAUGCUACUGGGUGGCCCAUUCUCGCGCACAACAGAUACUUUUCAAGCGACAAUGUCUACGCAUCACAAAACGGAGGGAACUAUCCUUUCUUCAUAGACGAAGAAAACAAAAAGGCUGUGCCUCUGGACAAGCACUUUUGGGAUGAUCUCUUUGACGAAGCACGACAGUGGGGACUAAGUGUCUACGAGCAAGAUUGGCUGGAUCGCGAAUACGAGGGCGUCAGUGCUCUGCACACCAACAUAACACUGGGUGACGACUGGCUUCACAACAUGGCGUCGUCUGCAGCGCAGCGUAACAUCGCUGUGCAAUAUUGCAUGUCUUUGCCGCGAGAAGCUCUGCACGGCGCUGCUGAGGAAGCUGUCACGCAAAUACGCGUCAGCGAUGACUAUCAUUUGGCAACGAACCAAUGGAGGAUCGGCCACACAUCCCUGUUUGCCCACGCUCUUGGGCUGAAGCCGUAUAAGGACGUCUUCUGGACCACCGAGCUGAACAACAACAACCCCUUCACCUGGUGCCAGGUCUUCCAGCCCACGCUCCAGGGAAUCACUACGAACUACGUCGGACAUAUUAAUGUUACUGAGUCGGGAGUGCCGUGCGUUUACUGGGAUUCUAUCGACUUCCGGGCACAAUAUCCUACCUACUCGUUGCCUGAGAACUUCUGCCGCAACCCUGGCAUGUUGCAUGACCGAGCCUUCUGCUUCACCAAUGCUUCUCUUGACUAUCCCGAGGAAUUGUGGACAUGGGAAUAUUGUGACGUGCCCACAUGCGAGACGGAUUGCUACGUUAGAGAAGGCCGCUACUACAUCGGCAACCAGAGCGUCACUGAAAACGGGCACAACUGCGUCGACUGGAACGGAUAUUUUGGCCUCACCGGUGCUCGAUGCCGCAAUCCAGACGGCACGGAAGAUAGGCCAUGGUGCUUCAUUACUGAGGACUAUACCGCCAUUGAUUUCUGUGACAACAAGUGCCCGGAAGCGGAAGAGUAUAGUCCUGAUUUGCAGUCCGCUGUUGCUACCUUGAGCGCUGGACCUGUAGGAAUAGGCGACAAGAUGGAAAACAUUAACCGGAGUUUGGUUUUCAAAUCAUGCCGCUCUGAUGGGAAGCUUCUUCAACCUGGCAAACCACUCACAGCCAUCGAUAUGUACUUCCUUUCUGAUUCAAGACCGAAUAUCUGGACCUCGGAGACAACCAUUUCUUCCAAGUACACUUUCGGGCUAAUUUUUAUUGCAGAAGUUUCCCAACGUUACUCACUGUCCGCAAGUGAGUUAAAUCUCGAGAAAUCUUUGUCAGGUACUACCCUUCUUUGGUAUAACUACCCAUACAUUGAUCAACUCACCAUAUAUCCUUCCAAUACGGACAUCGAAACGCCCAAAACCGGAGGAUUCCGGAACUUUGUUAUACUGGCAACCUCGCCGAUUUUUGAAAUAAAUGGUGAUACAUACGCUAUCUUGGGGGAAGUUGAUAAAUGGGCUCAUGUGUCUUCUACUCGGAUCACGGACAUUACUAUCGAGGAACAGGCUUUCCUGGUCAGGAUCGAUAAGUACUCAGAUGAAUCUGUGUACAUGCGCUUCUACAAAAACGGAUUCAUUUUUGAAAUUGCUUGUUCUCUUAAUAACAAUCUCAUAGACGUCAUUGCGAGGACUUGCUCCUAAUGGUGACAUGUGGAGCGGCGUUUAUAAGGUUCAUUUUAGCGUCAAAUUGCAGUAAGAAAAUGCAUCAUGUCAAAGUUCUUGAAUACAAAUAAUUCUGCUUUCAAAUGCUUUUAACAGCAGAGAAUUAUGAACAUAACAGAUAAGUAUUUGAAAUUUUAACCGGCUCCAUUUGUUUGACCAUUUAUUUUCAUUUUCAAUCUUUUUAAUAAACUAUUAUGGCUAUAAAUUCCCAUAUUUGUAGUCAUUUAUUUCCUAUCGUUUUGUUGAAGCUAGCCUAUGUCAGGGCAGUGAUGCCAAAACCAUCUAUUUGCAGAUAACAAUCUCCAUGUAUACUGUAUAUGCCAUGCUGGCAUAUAAAAUUGUGCAAUUAGUUCAAAAAUGUAUUUGUUCUGAAUUGUUGAUAAUGUAGACACUUUAUACCACAAAAAUAAAGAAAAGCCUUGUUCGUCAUUAUUUAAUCAAUCUAAUGAAGCAGUUUUGGGGAUUGUGGUUUUGCAUUUUAUGCAAAUUAUGGCGUCUGAUAACCCAUUGUUCGUUCGGAAAACGGACUUCUUAAAAAAAGGCCAC
This is a messenger RNA of Hyalella azteca, 3263 nucleotides long. RefSeq lists its product as uncharacterized. Bases 33 to 2696 code for a protein of 887 amino acids. Gene Ontology annotation, molecular function: endopeptidase activity; signaling receptor binding. The transcript is spliced from 13 exons. The record is from RefSeq and is a predicted model, not a curated record. NCBI's taxonomy places the organism in Eukaryota, Metazoa, Arthropoda, Malacostraca, Amphipoda, Hyalellidae.